AUGGAUUGCACCAAAUUGGCAGAGGAUGGGAUCCCUGAGUUAAGAAUGGAGUUCAACAAUGAAGAGGAUACGUACAAGUUUUACAACAAGUAUGUUUUUAGAAUGGGUUUUAGUGUACGUAAAGACUAUCUGAAUAAAGACAAAGACGGCGUGGUCACAUCUAGGAGAUAUAGUUGUUGCAAGGAAGGUGUGAAGUGCAAGUACGAAGAGCAUAACCAUGAGUUGCACAUUACUCAACGUGCGCACAUGAUGCCAUCACAAAGAAAAGUGAGUGAGACUCAAGAAUUCCAAACUAAAAUAAGCGAAGACGCUGGACUUUCAUUGAAACAGAGUCAUGAGCUUAUGGGAAAGGAGGCAGGUGGGAUGGAAAAUGUGGGAUAUACUCGGGAAGAUCUGAAACGAUAUCUUCGUACUCGACGGGAAAGGAGUUUGAAAUAUGGAGAAGCAGGUAGCAUGCUGAAUUAUUUUUAA
Molecule: messenger RNA, 471 nt
Organism: Coffea arabica (coffee)
Lineage: Eukaryota; Viridiplantae; Streptophyta; Magnoliopsida; Gentianales; Rubiaceae
Product: protein FAR1-RELATED SEQUENCE 5-like
Source: RefSeq, a predicted model, not a curated record